Molecule: messenger RNA, 2775 nt
Organism: Cottoperca gobio
Lineage: Eukaryota; Metazoa; Chordata; Actinopteri; Perciformes; Bovichtidae
Product: fibroblast growth factor receptor-like 1
Exons: 7
Coding region: 300-1826 (508 amino acids)
Cellular component (GO): plasma membrane
Molecular function (GO): fibroblast growth factor receptor activity; fibroblast growth factor binding
Source: RefSeq, a predicted model, not a curated record
CUGUGGAAAAGUCACUUGGUGGACGAAGCGGACUACACAGACAACACUGGGUUUAAAAUAAAUUAGCAUAUGAUACUUUUUUUUAUUGUGCUUCAUGUAAAUAUCCGGUUUAACUCCGCUUUUCAAUCCGUUAUUUCAUCUCAGAGACAAGCGCGUGCUGGUCUGUUAGGAGGUCGGUGAAAAGUCGACCACUGUCACUUUUGAUUCAUGGGCUCAACACGGACUUUAGCUAAAAGCAUUUAUGUCAAGAGGCUGACACAAGGUUGACUUCAUUCAUUGAAUAUCCAGAUUUAGGGGACAUGAAGUUGUCUUUGGACAGUAUGGGCAUCCUGAAGAUUAUGCUGUUCAUCUUUGAGGUUGUUUUACUGACCGACUGUGCAAGAGGACCUCCACGGGUGUCUGAGAAGGUUGCUCACAGACAGAUGGCCCGGCUCGGGAGCGCCAUUAAGCUGCCGUGUCCAGUGGAAGGAGACCCUCCGCCACUCAUAAUGUGGACCAAAGAUGGGCGCAACAUCCACAGCGGCUGGAUCCGUUUCCGAAUCCUCCGCAUGGGCUUGAAGAUCAAGGAGGUGGAGGCAGAUGACACGGGGACCUACAUCUGCAAAGCCACCAACGGCUUUGGCAGCGUUAACAUCAACUAUACCCUCAUCGUCAUCGAUGACUCAGGUUCUGAUAAAACUGGACCCGGGAAGGCUGAUGGAGCAGAGUCUGACCUGGGCACUGAUGGCUUGUUAGAAAAACUUGUGCGUCCCCGCUUCACUCAGCCCGCUAAGAUGAGAAAACGUGUGAUAGCUCGACCCGUCGGCAGCUCAGUGCGGCUCAAAUGCGCCGCCAGUGGAAAUCCUCGACCAGACAUUGUGUGGCUUAAGGACGACAGACCGCUGACGGAGCAGGAGGUCGGCGAAGGCCGUCAGAAGAAGUGGACUCUAAGUCUGAAAAACCUGACACCUGAGCACAGCGGUAGAUACACCUGCAGGGUCUCCAAUCGGGCUGGAGAAAUCAAUGCCACGUAUAAAGUUGAGGUCAUACAGAGGACAAACUCAAAGCCUAUUUUGACCGGCACUCACCCGGUCAACACGACGGUGGACUACGGAGGCACCACGUCGUUCCAGUGCAAAGUAAGGAGUGACGUGAAGCCGGUCAUUCAGUGGCUCAAACGCGUGGAGUCUAACGAGGAAAGCCGCUACAACUCCACCAUCGAGGUGGGGGACCACCGAUUCGUGGUGCUGCCCAUGGGGGAGGUGUGGUCACGACCCGACGGCUCCUACCUCAACAAGCUGCUCAUUACUCGUGCCAAGGAGGAGGACGCUGGCAUGUACAUCUGCUUAGGCGCCAACACCAUGGGCUACAGCUUCCGCAGCGCCUUCCUCACUGUGCUGCCAGACAUGAAGCCUCCCAUCAUGCCCAUGUUCUCGCCAGCCUCCAGCUCCCUCCCCUGGCCUGUCAUCAUUGGCAUCCCCGCUGGAAUAGUGUUCAUCUUUGGCACAGUCCUGCUGUGGUUCUGCCAGAGCAGAAAGCACUGCCCCCCUCCCAGCGCUCCUGCUGCAUCUGCACAGGUACUGCAGAGCUCACACCGUCUGCCGUAUCGAGAGCGGGAAAGAGGAUGCGUGGCUCCAUCCUCCAGCUCCUCCAGCCCAGAGAAAGACUGCAUGGGCUCCAUGAACUAUGAGGAAUACUUGGCACAGCAGCAGCUCCUCCUCGCCCAGGGAGGACCUACAAUCCCCCCUAAAAUCUACCCCAAAAUCUACACAGACAUUCACACACACACUCACUCCCACGUGGAUGGGAAAGUACAUCAGCAUCAACACAUUCAUUUUCAGUGUUAGCCUUCGUGCCAAAUAUCCCCCACUAACUGAUCGAGUAUCUCAGAGGGACAAUGAGCUCUGGGACUGAACAGCGGCUUCUGAGCAACUUUCACUUGGCAUUACUCUUUAAAAACUCUUCUCGUAGCUGGAGACUGUUGGGAGAGUGUGCAUGUGGGGGGGGAAACAGUGGCCAGUGAUACACACCUUGUGCUUUUACAUCCAAACUUCCAGUCAGAUUCUCACACCACUAAAAUUCAUUAAUCCUUGUUGUGCACUUAAUACAAAAAGGACAAGGACAUUUUUUGCGUGUGAGUUUUAUCGCAGCUAUUCAGGCCAGCUGAAAGGUCUUCGUCAGCAGCUGGAUUUUGCAUUUUCCUACUUGAGGUGUAGCUACAAAUGGAAGUUAGGCUUUACCUUUCACUUAUUCAGCUGUUGGCGUGUGGAGGCUCCGUAUAUUCUGCCUGGUAUUGAAGAUGAAAAUGGUACUCAAGAUUUACAAAUGGGCUGGUUUUGUGCCCUACUCAGGUAGUCCCUUUGUCCGUUAAAGAUGCAUAAUGUUUGGAAUGCUGACCACUAUCCUUUUUAUUACUUUUCUCCAUCCCUCACUUUUGUUCUGUUAAAAAUGAUAGAGAGUUGACUGGUCAGUUUUUAUGGCAUGCAAACCUUGCCUGCAACGGCAAGGGAUGGAAGAAUUGUGAUUCCACGGUAACUGAAUUGGUCUUCAUUAUCAUUUCAACUUCUUUCUCAAUGUUAGGUUCCCAUCAUCAGUCCGUAGCAUGUUGAGAUCAACCAGCGGAGGAAGCCACCUUAUCCAACCACAGUGCAUGAAGCUGUAGUCAUUUAUAAUCAAAUCGAGUCAUGAAUAUUUAAUUUAUUUUGCUAAAAGAAAUGUAUCGAAAGUUUAUUUUUCAGUAAAGCGUUUUACAUAUCUAUGUAAUGUUAUUAAAGUAUACUGUUGUUGCGUAUAGUA